CGCUGGCAGCGAGCACGGAGGGACGUGACGGUGCACGCGCCUCACCUGGACGGAAAUACACCUGAGGAAUAAUCGGGAAAAAAAUAAUUGGGAACCCUUAGUCAAGUAUCCUUUGUGUGUGUGUGUAAGUGUGUGUGUGUGUGUGUGUGUGUGUGUAAGUGUAUUGUAUGUGUAUGUAAGGGGAGAGUCCAGGUGUUCGCGCCCCACCUGGGGCUGCUCUCGUCACUUCUCUUUUCCGGGUUCGAACUCCCUACUCCACCAUGCCGGACGUGAUCAGCGUCACCGAGUUCGUUGGUGAGUGCAAUGAGGACUACAAGGCCCCCACCACCUCCAACUUCUCCACGCGGAUGUCCCACUGCAGGAACACCGUGUCUGCUUUGGAGGAGGUUCUGGAUGUGGAGCGCUCGGUUCUGUCCAAACUGAAGAAGGCAAUGAAGUCUGUGUACACAUCUGGUCUGACACAUGUAGAGCACGAGGAGCAGUACGUGCACGCCAUGGAGAAGUUGGGUGACAACUGUGUCUGCAACGAGGAUACAGAGGUUGGCUCCGCCUUCAUUAAGUUUGCCAUUUUCACCAAAGAGCUUGCAGCGCUCUUCAAAAACUUGAUGCAAAACAUGAACAACAUCAUCUCCUUCCCACUGGACAGUCUGCUGAAAGGGGACCUGCGGGGCGUCAAGGGGGACCUGAAGAAGCCUUUCGACAAGGCCUGGAAAGACUACGAGACCAAACUGUCCAAGUUGGAGAAGGAGAAACGCGAACAUGCCAAGCAGCAUGGCAUGAUCCGCACAGAAUUCAGUGGCGGAGAGAUUGCCGAGGAGAUGGAGAAGGAACGCCGCAUGUUCCAGUUGAACAUGUGUGAGUACCUGCUGAGAGUCAACGACAUCAAAAUGAAGAAGAGUGUGGACUUCCUGCAGAACCUCAUCAAGUAUUUCCACGCUCAGUGCAAUUUUUUCCAGGACGGGUUGAAGGCCGUGGAAAGUCUCAAACCAUCCGUUGAGAAAAUGGCGUCCGAGUUGACGGCGAUUAAACAGACGCAGGAUGGCGAAAGGAAACAGCUGAGUCAGCUCAGAGAUGUCCUUAAGGCAGCGCUGCAGUCGGAAACCAGAGAGGAGACCCCUGCCAAGCAGAAAGCUGGAUACAGUCUUCACCAGCUGCAGGGGAACAAGGCUCACGGAACCGAGCGCUGCGGAGUCCUGUACAAGAAGAGCGAUGGGUUGACGAAAAUGUGGCAGAAAAGGAAGUGCUCUGUGAAAAAUGGCUUCCUGACCAUCUGCCACUCCACGACAAACCGUCCACCUGCCAAACUCAACCUGCUUACCUGUCAAGUAAAGAAGAACCCGGACGACAAGAAGAACUUUGACUUGAUCUCACACGACAGGACGUAUCACUUCCAAGCAGAAGACGAGGCUGAUUGUCAGAUCUGGGUGUCAGUUCUUCAGAACAGCAAAGAAGAGGCUCUGAACAAAGCGUUUAAAGGAGACCAGGACGAAGAGGACAACAUCGUGCAGGAGCUCACCAAAGCCAUAGUGCAGGAAGUGAAGAAGAUCAGCGGCAACAACGUCUGCUGCGACUGCAGCGCUCCUGAUCCCACGUGGCUAUCCACCAACCUCGGGGUGCUGAUCUGCAUUGAGUGCUCAGGGAUCCACAGAGAAAUGGGAGUCCACUACUCCAGAAUCCAGAGUCUGGACCUGGACGUCCUAGGAACGUCCGAAUUGCUGCUGGCCAAGAACGUGGGAAACACCAGCUUCAAUGACAUAAUGGAGGUGGCGCUUUCUGCAAAGGGCGUGUCCAAACCUGACCCGUGUAGCGACAUGCAGACUAGGAAGGACUACAUCACCGCUAAGUACAUAGACAAGCGCUUUGUACGUCCACUAUGUGCUGAUGCCGAGACCCGCCUAGAGGUUCUGUACCAGGCCGUCCGGAACCGAGACAUCCUGUCCCUGAUCCAGGUUCAUGCCGAGGGCGUGGACCUGAUGGAGGCGGUUCCGCAAACCAAUGAGCAUGAGUCUGGAGAGACAGUGCUUCAUCUGGCAGUCCGCAUGGUGGACAGAAACUCUCUUCACAUGGUUGACUUUCUUGCACAGAACAGCACCAGCUUGGACAAGCAGACGUCCAAAGGAAGCACCGCGCUUCAUUACUGCUGCUUGACAGACAACAGUGAAAGUCUCAAACUUCUACUGCGAGGGAAAGCUGCCGUAAACAUCACCAACGAGGGCGGUGAAACACCGCUGGACAUCGCCAGACGACUUGGACAUUCGCAGUGUGAAGACCUGCUGACUCAGGCUCAGACAGGAAAGUUCAACGUGCACGUGCAUGUGGAGUACGAAUGGCGUCUUCAUAACGACGACCUGGAUGAGAGCGAGGACGAGCUGGAGGACAAGCCUAUUCCUUCCCGGCGUGAGGAGCGUCCCAUCAGCCUGUUUGUGGGCGGAGCUCGCGCGGUGCCGGGGCGGGACAGACACAGGCCUCAGAUCCCCAGCAUGAUGAUCAGCAAUGAGACCUAUGGCGCCGUACUGGACCUCCACCUGCCCCCUGGACCCACCCCUGCUCUGCCCCCUAGAGGUCCCGCCAGAGGACAUGGCAAAGAUGUUCCCAUGGAAACAAUCGGAAGACAGCGGUCUUUGUCCGACCCCCCCAAUCCAAACAGUGCUGAGAGAAACACUUCCGUGUACGUUCUCCCUGCGGUUCCUGCCCCUACUCCUAAGGCACCACCCGCUUUUCCUCCACCCCCACCCCCACCCCCCGCACACAAGCACGACACACCUCCAGGACCCACAUCAUCCAGCAGUGUUGAUUUCAGGGCAGGUCCAAAAAUGGUACCUUUUAGAAGAGCACACAAAGGAGCUUCUCAGGCCCAGUCCCCAUUGAGCUCUUCCCCCCCGACACCCAAACCAAGGACUACCUUCAGUACAUCUAGACCCAAGCGGGUCCGGGCCAUCUACAAAUGUUUGGCGGACCACGCAGACGAAUUGACGUUCGAGGAAGGUGAGGUGAUCGUUGUGGAGGGUGAGGAGGACAGCGAGUGGUGGGUUGGACACAUAGAAGAAGACCCUGCCAGACGAGGAGUGUUUCCUGUCACCUUUGUGCACUUCAUCACAGAGUGACCACAUCCUAGUCCUUCUGGUCAUCCAGUCUUACUAGUCUUUUUAGUCCUUCUUACUAGUCCUCCGAUCCUACUAGUCUUUCUGGUCCUUUUUCUGGUCCUCCUGUUUUACUAGUCUUUCUAGUCAUUUCUAGUAGUCCUCCAGUCUUACUAGUCUUUUUAGUCCUUUUUUACUGGUCCUUCUGUUUUCCUAUUUUUUCUGGUCCUUUCUAUUUGUCUUCCAGUCUUACUAGUCUUUUUUACUGGUCCUCCUGUUUUACUAGUCUUUCUAGUAGUCCUUCAGUCUUACUAGUCUUUUAAGUCCUUUUUACUGGUCCUUCUGUUUUACUAGUCUUUCUCGUCCUUUCUACCAGUCUUCCAGUCUUUCUAGUCCUCUAGUCCUAAUAUCCUACUAGUCAUGUAGUCGUCCUCAAGCUUUUCUCUCGUCUCCUGCUUGUUAGCAUUAGCGCAGUUAAGAUUUUGGUGUUGUCCGUGAGGAAGUGCUUCAAUAAAGUAAUACAACUUUUA
This is a messenger RNA of Nerophis lumbriciformis (worm pipefish), 3610 nucleotides long. It is a transcript of the gene asap2b, whose product is annotated as ArfGAP with SH3 domain, ankyrin repeat and PH domain 2b. Gene Ontology annotation, biological process: positive regulation of GTPase activity. The record is from RefSeq and is a predicted model, not a curated record. Gene Ontology annotation, molecular function: protein binding; GTPase activator activity. Lineage: Eukaryota; Metazoa; Chordata; Actinopteri; Syngnathiformes; Syngnathidae. Gene Ontology annotation, cellular component: cytoplasm.